AUGAAGUUCCAACUCGUUGCAACCCUUCUCGUCCUCGCCUCUCCCGCUCUCAGCUGGGGAGUGAAACGCGAUGUCGCUCAAGAAUCCGUUGCUGGGCUCACCAACGCUGAACGUUUGGCGCGUGGUUUGCCUUUGAACCCACCUGUUAUCCGUGGUUCAAAGAUCGCCCGUCAGGCCGCUUCUCCCGUCCCUGUUCCUGUCGCAGCCGCUGCUGCCAUUCCUACCUCCACCUCCGUCAACGCGUACAUCGAAGUCAGGGCGGUCGAACCCGAGCAAUCGCGGAUUAGGAGAAAUUUCGCCGGAAUCAAGUCCAAAUCCAUUGGCUGGGUUAGCAGCACCCGCGACGAGGAUGGUGUCUACGUCUCAACCACCAAGCGCUCCGAACGUCUCGUCGUAAAAGUCGACACUCAGGAAUUGCAAAAGGGCAGAGGUUAUCUCAAGUCGACCAAUACCAGUGACCCCUAUCCCUAUAUUGGCGGUAUCGUCCCCGAUACGCGCGAGGUUUGGGACAAGGGGUCAAACAGCACUGCUCUCUUGGUUGGUACCGAGAAGACCCCUCGAGGCGUUGGCUCGAUCUCUGUCGGUUACAGCUACAAUACCACCGAGACUUUGAAGGAGGAAUUCGAUGCUCAAAGUGCACUCUGGAAGCUCAACCCUACGACCAAAGAGCUCUCCGCUGUAUGGCUCAACGACGAUGGCACGAAGCACGACGCUUUGAUCUCCGGUGUCGAGGUCAAGACCGUCAAGUCGAAGGACUCUGAGGGUGACAACGAGGUCUUCCAAUUGUUCCUCCUUUCCAACCUCACCGAGAAAUCUGUUCUUCCUGAGCUGAAAUUUUAUUUCGUCCCAGUCUGA
This is a messenger RNA of Coprinopsis cinerea okayama7#130, 855 nucleotides long. RefSeq lists its product as hypothetical. The transcript has 6 exons. The coding region runs from base 1 to 855 and encodes 284 amino acids. Lineage: Eukaryota; Fungi; Basidiomycota; Agaricomycetes; Agaricales; Psathyrellaceae. The record is from RefSeq and is a predicted model, not a curated record.